Messenger RNA from Nicotiana attenuata, 730 nucleotides. RefSeq names its product hydrophobic protein LTI6A-like. The coding region runs from base 225 to 395 and encodes 56 amino acids. NCBI's taxonomy places the organism in Eukaryota, Viridiplantae, Streptophyta, Magnoliopsida, Solanales, Solanaceae. The transcript has 3 exons. The record is from RefSeq and is a predicted model, not a curated record. Gene Ontology annotation, cellular component: membrane.
AACAAGAAGCCUCCGCGUAAACAUAGAAAAAUAUCGUCUUUUAUCGAAUAAACAUACAACACAUGGACGUGGGGGGUAUCUCCUUUCUCUAUAUAGCAGCAGCCACUUCCCCAUUUCAGUUUCUGUGAAAUCACUUUGGCCAGUCCUUAAUAUCCUCUUUCCCCAGUAUAUGCCCCUUGUCCUUUCUUCUUUUCCUGUGUAAUUUCUAUUGAAUAAUAAAAAAUAUGGGUGCGAUGACUUGCAUAGACAUUCUUUUGGCUAUCAUCUUGCCUCCCCUUGGUGUCUUUCUCAAAUUUGGCUGCAAGUGUGAAUUCUGGAUCUGUUGUUUGCUGACUCUCUUUGGAUGGCUGCCUGGUAUUAUCUAUGCUAUUUGGGUCCUUACCAAGAACGACUGAUCACCUUUCCCCACAUGGUAAAGAUGUGGAACUUCCAUUUCUGCUAAUGUUGCUGGUUCCUAUGAAUCAAGAUGUGUUACUUUUAAAGUUGUAAUUUUUUUUUUUUUGGGUUAAGUUUUCGUGAAUCUUGCGUGCUUCAGUACAGAAUUCUGGACAGGCUGUUUCAUUUAUUAGUGUUUGUAUUCAUUACAUUGGUUGUAUGUUUGAAUUUUUAAUGUGAUUUAAAGUUUGUGAUAUUGUAUAUCAAGAGUUAUUAGUACUUUGAUGCUAUAUAUUAAAGGGCUGGUGAUGUUGUAAUAGUCAGAAGGCGAAUUGUUGAAUCACGUUUUGCACUA